AUGUUUCAAGCCAUCUCCAGAUCUAGUGCUCGUGGGUUGGCAUUUUCGGCUCGGUUGCGCAAACCCGCAGCUGCUGCAACCCAUGAAUAUUUGACCACAGGUGGGUCCACGCAAUCUGUUUGGCCUAAAGGCUUCAGACAACCGCAACCUAAGACUUGGGAAGAAAGCAGCGAGUCCGCAUUGCUGAAGGCAACCAAGUUUUUCUUCUUGAACGAAAUUGCCAGAGGUAUGUACAUCUGUAUGGAGAUGUACUUCCGCAGUCCAUACACCAUCUACUAUCCAUUUGAGAAGGGACCAAUCUCUCCUCGUUUCAGAGGCGAACACGCUUUGAGACGUUAUCCAAGCGGUGAGGAAAGAUGCAUUGCGUGCAAGUUAUGUGAGGCCAUCUGCCCAGCGCAAGCCAUCACCAUCGAAGCCGAAGAAAGAAUCGAUGGCUCCAGAAGAACUUACAAGUACGACAUUGACAUGACCAAGUGCAUCUACUGCGGCUACUGCCAGGAGUCGUGUCCUGUGGACGCUAUUGUCGAGUCGCCCAACGUGGAGUACAGUACUGAGACUCGUGAGGAGUUGUUGUACAACAAGGAAAAGUUGUUGGAGAAUGGAGACAAGUGGGAACAAGAGUUGCAAUACUGUAUUGAUGCUGAUGCACCAUACAGAUAG
Molecule: messenger RNA, 660 nt
Organism: Clavispora lusitaniae ATCC 42720
Lineage: Eukaryota; Fungi; Ascomycota; Pichiomycetes; Serinales; Metschnikowiaceae
Biological process (GO): mitochondrial respiratory chain complex I assembly; mitochondrial electron transport, NADH to ubiquinone
Cellular component (GO): membrane
Molecular function (GO): 4 iron, 4 sulfur cluster binding; NADH dehydrogenase activity
Source: RefSeq, a predicted model, not a curated record